Cryptotermes secundus is the source of this 625-nucleotide messenger RNA. RefSeq lists its product as uncharacterized. Gene Ontology annotation, cellular component: nucleoplasm. Lineage: Eukaryota; Metazoa; Arthropoda; Insecta; Blattodea; Kalotermitidae. The record is from RefSeq and is a predicted model, not a curated record. The transcript has 4 exons. The coding region runs from base 62 to 625 and encodes 187 amino acids.
CGUUUAAUUUAAUUACCUUCAACGUGCAAACGGAACUGUUUCAUAUCCAUACACGAGAAACAUGACAGAGAUAAAUUCAGACAAACGACCGGUCCAAGCCUUGGCUCCUGUUCCGAUGUCAACGCCAGGCGCUCUCUCUCGCCAGAGCGGAAGUGAAACUGUGGAGUUCAGUGUCAAAGGGCCAGUAGCCGUGAGCUUGGACGAGGAUGAAGCUACCAGUCCUGGGUGUUCCGUGCUUGAUCUUCAGUUCUCCACACCAUCCGAAGUGGGAGAAUUGGUGUUCCGCAAUUACUAUACUGCAUGGUUAACUGUGCUGGCCCGUUUUGAUUCCGCUAAUAGUCUUGCACAGACACAAGGACACAGGAGCACAAGUCAUAAUGCUGGUACAGAGCAUGGAAAGCUAUUUGUGCCUACAAGUAAGGGAAAUACAGGCAGUAUGAAAUUGGCAGAACAGGUGGGAGGCUGGGUUGUGGCAGUUCCUCGCAGAGUUCUUAUGCCCAGUCCUCACCUCGAGAAUGGCAGCCAUGACUUCAUCUCCAUUUCAGCCACAGAGAGCUUUCAUUAUUAUGCUUCAAUAUUUACCACAUUGGGAGAUAAGACCAUCUCAUUCAUUGUCAUCUCCUGA